GUGUGUGUGUGUGUCUCGUGUCUCACACACACACUAACUAGUGGUUUGACCCACAGCGUCUUGCAGCACCUUCCUGAAGCUCUUUAAACACAAUCUACACGACGAUCAGCACAGUGUUUCAGCUGUUCUCCCAGAUAAGACUGCCGGUGUGUCUCCUGCUUCCCAGAUCUUUAUUCUGAGAAAAAGACCCCGACAAUCUGACGUUCAGCUGUCUCAACUCUCAAACUGAGCUCAGAUUCUGAACUCUCCAAUCAAACAUCGGAGAUCUCAAUUUGAACUCAAACAUUUCUCAUCAAAGAGCAAAUGAGCUGCUAUCCACAUUCAUUUUUUUUUAUUUCUCAUCAUCUUGUUUAAGACAAAGUGGAUCCUGAGAACUCUUGAGCCGUAAAAGAGCAACCUAUUCCUGUGUGUUUAUACAUAACAACUAACCAACCCGACCUCGAAUGCUGUAUUUGUGUUACAGGUUUUCCUCCAGUGCGAGUGCUUGUGCUCUGACUUGAUCCUUUUGUCAGCGAACGUCUCCAUCUCUCCCAUAAUUCUCCUCCGAGCCGCUCGCAGAGCCCUGACUUUAAGGACACGGCGUUUAUUUAUUCAUGCCUCUCUUCUGGUUUACUGGAACUUCUGAUGGCUUGACACAGAUUUGCACUUUCCUCUGGUGUGUGUUCUCCUCGCUGCAUGUGCUGGCCGCGGGAGAGACGCGUGCAUGUUCCCCUGACGCCUGUCAGCUCCGCUCAUGUCCAGAAUCUCCCACCAGUGAGUUUAGCCGAGCAGCUCCAUCUCAAAAUCUUUAAAAACCCAACGUCUCUCUAGUAUCUCAGUUGUUCCUCCUGUCAUCUCAAGUGUAGAAUUAUAGAAGAGAUCUGAGCAUGAUUUGAGAAAGACUGAGAUCUCAACAUGAACUCCAAGAAAAAAAGGACUGAGCUGCUAUUUACAUGUUCAUUUCUCUCAAGGAGACACAUCUGAGAUUUACUUGAUACAUAAAUGAUACAUUAAGUCUCCUGCGUUAUAAAAGAGACACAUUUUUUUUUUUUGGUGUAGCAGGUGAAAAUGGUGCACCUGAUCACUUCGUGAAGUACUGGCACCGCUCUUGAUUUAGGGACGACGCACACACUCAACUUUAAUACUUUAAUACUAGGACUAGUGAUGAGUGCGUUAAUUAAUUCCUUUCAUUAACUAAAUGCAUAUUUAUGUCUUCAUGGCUCCAAAUGAGCGCCGGAGACCCAGUCCACGAGCGUCUGAUGAGGGCUGAGCCCCGCCAGCCAAUCAGCUCUCGCUUUACGCCAAGAGACGUGGCUGCCUGGCCAAUCACAGCGGGGACGUGGCAGAGGUGGGUGGGGCCUGAGUGCUGGAGUGUCUGUGUUCUGGAGUGAGUGCUCAGAGAGAGAGAGAGAGAGAGAGGAGAGACAACGCUUCGUCUGUGUGUUUGAUUCUGCUGCACUUCUCUCUCACUGCGAGUGUGUGUGUGUGUGUGUGUGUGUGUUCAUGUAUGCCGGCAGAGGCUGCGUCGCUCCUUCAUCACCUUCAUCUUCAUCAGUGAAUUCACAGCAUCGGCACACGAUCCUGCUCAUCUGUUGCCGUGGUGAUGGGCUGUCGACUGUCAGGGCCGUGGAUGGGCGACGGGAUGGGGGUUCAUGGUCAGGAUCUGACCCACCUGCAGAAGCAAGAGGCCUUCCGUAUCCUGGCCAGCUAUGAGCAGCCAAUCACGCUUCAGAUUGAGGGCCGGGGGCGGAGCCUGCAGUACAACAGGACGACGGACUGCAGCACGCAGACGGAGCGACCGUGGGAUCCUCUCCGGCCGCACUCCUGCACCCUGCCGCGACUGCCUCCCUCGGACAGGACGUACUACAAUCACAUGACCCUGCCCGGGACGCAUAGAGACGGAAGCAGAUACGAGUACCUUCCAAACACGCCCCGAGACCCGGAGCACAGAGAACGCCUGGCCUACAACGACCCAGAGUUCUCCAGCGGCGUGUCUCCGGCACAAAACUGUCUGAUCAGAUGCUGCAACACCAACCUGGAGGAGCCCAGAAGUUUCCAGAGUCAGACUGAUGACGAUGACUACAUGAUGGAGAAACCCCUGGGUUACCUGCCUCUUCACCAUGAGCUGGACAGUGGGCUGGGCUGGACGGACGGUAGCUUCCACCAGGGGGAGCUGUCGGGGGUGGAGACGGAGGAGGGGCUUGAGGAAUGCCACGGUCACGGCGGGGGCGGGUCACCAUCGUCGGAGUCCUUCAUCUCGUCUGAACUGAGCGACUCGGGUUUUUACAGCGUCAGCACCGGCGAGUUUAUGCGCUUCCAGCGUCUGCUCGAGAAACGCAUGCGCCAUUACAACGCCCGCAUGCACCACCAGGGGGAGCCCUGUUCCCGGGAGCGGCGGGAUAGUCAGAUAAAACACCCCCUAGAGGCCAUCCCCGAAACACUGACGGUCCAGCCUCAAAACGUCUGCGUGCCCAUCCCGGGAUCGCGAGGUCUGUCCCGCGUGUCGUCCGUGCAGUACCGUAAGGUGGAGCGGCCAUGUUUGAACAGGCACAGCUCCAGCAGCGGCUCGCUGUUCAAUCCCGCGCUGUACUCCACGUGCAGUACGCCCUCCGGCCAGCGACGACUGCCGCCUCAUCCGAGUUCUGCGGGAAUGCUGAGAAGAAGCAGGACGCUGCAUCACCGCCCUGCGCCCAUGGAGUACCGCAGACGGGCGAGUCACCCGGCCUCACCCAACUACUGCAGCGGUACGCUGCACCCCUGCGGCCACAGAGUCGACCCGCCCAUGAGUCUCCCCGAGGAGCCGGACUUGGCACUUAUGCACACCGUCAGUCGCCCGGCACACCCUGUUGCACUCCCAACCGCACUCCCUACACAGACUGUACACGCUACACAUGCAAUGAGUCAACCGUCCCUGAUCUCUCCAGCUGACGAGCACUGCUAUAUGCCUCCAGAUCUCCAUGACAACAGCAGGAUCCGAGCAUCCACCGAACCUCAGCUACAGAAGAGCUUUGUGACCGAACAUCCGCCCGUCUGGCAAAGAGACGGGCGUUUCCACACGCUAAGUCACACGCCCAGUCAGGACGCCAACGACACCUGGCCCAAACCCGCCAACCGUGCAGGCUCAGGUGGCGGAGGCGGUCUCUACAGCACCUUGGAGGGCCACACACCCACUGCUGCCAUCAGGAAACCAUCCAGCGGGAACCUGCGGGCCUUGCGAAACCAGAUGCUGCGGGAUAGAGCAUCCCGUCUGGCGGAUGAGCGUAGCGGCAUGAGCACGGACGAAGAGAGUCACAGCGAGGUCCGAAUGGGUCGCUACUGGAGCCGCACUGAGCGCCGCGAACACAUGCUGCAGAAGCAGCGACAGCUGCAGGCCAGAAGCGGCGGCGGCGGCGACGUAGCUGCGUCAGGAUUGGUGCAUAGCGGCGGAGUCUUGGGAGGAACUAACGGAGACAGUUGUAGUACUCUUCUCGAGCUGAGCCAGAGGAAACUAAGUCGCAUGAGGAACCGGAAGCUGCUGGACGACUGGACCACCGUAGAGGAACUCCUGACGCACGGAACGCGCCUGGCUCCCAGCGAAGACGCCCGGCAGCUGCCCACGUCGUUGCUCACCGUCACAACUGUAUAGCGACACCCACCGAGUGUGUGUUCAGAUUGACGUGUGUGUGUGUGUCUGUGUGUGUUGGACCGGCCGCACUACACAAAGCUACCUCCUGACAUUGAGGUUUACUGUAGAUACAGACGUUUCCGAGCACCGUAGUACAUUGAUUUUUAAAUGUUAUAAUUGCAGUAUCUUGUUUUGCAUUGUGUUGUGAAGAGACGUUUCAUUAGGGAGCGAAAUCACUGCAGUUUGAUUCGACCGCAUGGAGCAAUACAACAGACACCGACGCCAGGCUAAACGAAUUUCAUUUGGUGCCAAGAAAAGUUUACGUUAUGGAUCAUUUAAUAAGGUGGUGCUAAACGUGAGAUUCAUUUCUUUAACAUAAUUUGCAACUAGCCUAUUAAAGACAUCCGAAUUACGUCACUUUUGCACAAAAUUUAAAAAAAAAAAAAAAUCCCUUUCCGACUGUCUUCCUCUGGCUAAUUUGUGACGUUAGCACACCCCCUCUUUUCAAUCAUGAAUCUGAUUCUCUGGGAAUAAUAUCGGAUAAUCUAACGGUGGAUCGCGAGUCGGAUACGCCUCAUGCUGGAGAUCGGGCAGUGGAAACGCGAGCGUGUGUUGUGAAGUGUGCGGGUUCUUGCACUAUAACUGUAGUUCUGUAGAGUAUUUUUAAAGCUAUUUUUCUUGUGCUCUUCACAAUUGAUGUCACGAAAAGAAACGAACUUUUAUAAAGACUCAAACAAGAAUUAUAAGUGGUGUGUUAUCAAUUUGGAGAGAAAUGAGGUGCAAAUAUCGGAUAUUUUCAGCGCUCUGUUCUUCAAAUAAUGGGGUUUCUAUUUACAACGAGCCUUGUGAAACACCAUCAGAAUGAAUCCUGGAAGUUAAUGAAACGGUGUUCUGAAUGAUUCACACAAAUUCGUUCUGAUCGCGUUUCAUGAACGAAACCUAAUUAUUUUCCAAAGUAGAAGAAGCAUUAGUAUUUUUGGAGUCACCUGUGUCCGCGUGGGAGGUUUGCGGAUUUUUUUUUUUUUAUUUGAGCAGAAAAUCAGGAUUUUUCCCACCUGCACUAUUUUUGGUGCACGAGCACUGGAGUGUUUACAAUCUUUCCUCACAACUGUGACUCUCUGCGGCACGUCUCGCGCUCGUCUCUGAGGUGAAAUCACGUCAUUUCCACCGCGAGUCAAACGGAUGUGAACGGAUGGAACAUUAACAGAAAAACUCUGCCUCUCGUUGGAUUUUGCUCGUUUCCACUUUUAGAAAUAAUUUCUUUGGGAUAUGAUGUACAUGUGGUUGUAAUAAAGAUGAGAUUUUAAUUAGCUA
This is a messenger RNA of Cyprinus carpio (common carp), 4897 nucleotides long. RefSeq lists its product as uncharacterized. NCBI's taxonomy places the organism in Eukaryota, Metazoa, Chordata, Actinopteri, Cypriniformes, Cyprinidae. The record is from RefSeq and is a predicted model, not a curated record.